AUGCUAGGCGAAGCCUGUAAAAGCUUCAUCCUCCACAGACUCAAAAGUUAUACUAAUAUUGACUACACAUUGUAUGGUUAUCUCUUACAAUUAUGCAAAGAACAUUGCUUGAUUCGUCAAGGCAAACAGCUCCAUGCCCGUCUUGUUCUUUCCUCAACGAUCCCCAACAACUUCCUUGCCUCUAAACUCAUCAAUUUCUACUCAAAAAACGAACAUUUAAAAGAAGCACACCAUGUGUUUGAUGAAAUACCUGAGAGAAAUACAUUUUCUUGGAAUGCCCUUCUAAUUGGUUACUCUUCCAAGAAUUACCAUGUAGAAACUCUCAAGUUGUUUUCUUUGUUUUUAUCUGAGAAUUUUGAGACAUCCCAUGUGAAGCCUGAUAAUUUUACAGUGACUUGUGUGUUAAAAGCUGUUUCUGGGAUGUUGGGGGACUCUGUUUUGGCUAAGAUGAUUCAUUGUUAUGUUUUAAAAAAUGGGUUUGAUUCGGAUGUGUUUGUAUUGAAUGGUUUGAUUAAUUCUUACUCGAAAACGGGUGAUAUGGUAUUGGCGAGAAAUGUGUUUGAUGAAAUUCCUGAAAGGGAUGUAGUGUCGUGGAAUUCAAUGAUAUCGGGUUAUUUUCAAUGUGGGUUUUAUGAGGAAUGCAAAGGAUUAUAUAGAGAAAUGCUGCAUUUAGAAAAGUUUAGACCUGGUGGGGUUACGGUAGUGAGUGUUCUACAAGCUUGUGCACAGUCGAAUGAUCUUAUGUUAGGAAUGGAAGUUCAUCAGUAUGUUAUAGAAAACGGGAUUGAACUUGAUAUUGCAGUUUAUAACUCGAUUAUUGCGCUGUAUUCAAAAUGUGGUAGCUUGGACUAUGCAAGAAACCUUUUCGAAGAGAUGGGUGAGCCGGAUGAGAUAACUUAUGGUGCAAUGAUUUCAGGCUACAUGAUUUAUGGAUUUGUUGAUCAAGCUGUUAAUCUUUUUCAAGAAAUUGAGAAACCGUGUCUGAGUACUUGGAAUGCUGUGAUAACAGGUCUAGUACAGAAUAAUUUGUACGAGCAAGCUUUAGAGUUCGUUCGGAAGAUGCAGUUAUCAGGUGAUCAACCUAAUGCCGUGACUCUCUCGAGUAUUCUUCCGGGAAUUUCCGAUUUAGCAUUUGCAAAAGGAGGGAAAGAAGUGCAUGCCUAUGCCAUUAAGAGUGAUUGUAAUCAAAAUAUCUAUGUCGCAACUGGAGUUAUUGAUACCUAUGCAAAACUGGGGUUUAUUCAAUCAGCACGGCAAGUUUUUGAUCACACGAAAGAUCGGAGUGUCAUUAUUUGGACGGCAAUUAUCUCAGCGUAUGCUAACCAUGGAGAAGCCAAGGCUGCACUUGAUCUAUUUAAUGUGAUGCUGAGUCAUUGCAUAAGGCCAGAUUCCAUUACAUUUACUGCCGUAUUGGCAGCCUGUGCCCAUUCAGGACUGAUUGAAGAAGCUUGGAGAAUUUUUGAGUUGUUGGAGAAGUAUGGAAUUCAGCCUCCGGAUGAACAUUAUGCUUGCAUGGUGGGGGUUCUAAGUCGAGCAGGAAAGCUAUCUGAAGCAGUUGAUUUCAUCAGAAAGAUGCCAAUCGAACCCAGUGCAAGGGUGUGGGGUGCACUACUUAAUGGUGCUUCAGUUUAUGGUGACUUUGAAGUUGGUAGACUUGCAUGUAGUCAUUUGUUUGAAAUGGAACCCGAAAAUACUGGAAACUAUACCAUCAUGGCAAAUUUAUAUUCAAAAGCUGGUAGAUGGGAAGAAGCUCAGGAGCUUAGGAAGAACAUGAAAAUUCUUGGAUUGAAGAAGAUUACCGGUAGUAGUUGGAUGGAAACAUGUCAAGGCUUAAAAAGCUUUGUAGCAACAGACGAAUCAAAUGAAAAGUCUGGAGAGGUUUAUGGGGUACUGGAAAGAUUGCUUGGUUCGAUGAGGGAUGAUGGUUACGUAAUGAUGGAUGAAUUUAAGGAGGAAACCAUGUGACAAAUCUGCUGCGAUGAGCAAGAGGUUGCCGUUAAGUAGUUUUCUGGGCUUCAUG
This is a messenger RNA of Solanum verrucosum, 2020 nucleotides long. RefSeq names its product pentatricopeptide repeat-containing protein At2g37310. The transcript has a single exon. The record is from RefSeq and is a predicted model, not a curated record. NCBI's taxonomy places the organism in Eukaryota, Viridiplantae, Streptophyta, Magnoliopsida, Solanales, Solanaceae. Bases 1 to 1965 code for a protein of 654 amino acids. Gene Ontology annotation, biological process: RNA modification. Gene Ontology annotation, molecular function: protein binding; RNA binding.